UUUUAGAUUCAUUUAUUGUUCAUUAUCGUCUAACAAUUUUUGAGUGUAGGGUGUUAAAUACGUAUAACUUUUUUUCUGUAUGCAAAAAUACGCAUAGAUAAAUACAAGUCAGUGAUAACUACGAAUUUCUAAAGGAAGACUUAAGUUUUUCAAUCAAUGACGCUCACAACGGAUCAUCGAUCAUCACCGAAACUACACGACUUUUGAUGUGGGUUAGUUCGAAACAUCGAUAAGCUAAGCAAAUAAUAAUAAAAACAAUAACGCAUGAUAAGAGAUUUUGAAUGGAAAAAUAGUGUCCUGAUUAGUUACGAAGAAUAGUCAACCAUAGCACUAAAGCAAACGAACAACGCUCAGAAGACGCAUCUAUAUGCUGGCGAUUGAUUCCUUUUGUUUGUGGGAUCAUACAUACAUACAUGCAUACAAAUAUUGCUGCUUCUGCUGCUGCUGCUGGUAUGGUUUGAGAUAAAUUUUUCCUCACCAAAAAGCAACAACAUAAAACGCCCUCCAAUCCUCAUCGUUGAACUGCAAAUCAACCGCUCUUUUGUACACAUCGAAUAGUAACUAAACUGAUAAACGGCAUCAGCAGUUGGAGAAAAUCGUGUCCAGUAACAUUUGAAAUAUCAGUGAGCAAAGUUCUUUAGCACCCGCCCGCUUAAGCUGCGUAAAACAAAAAGAAAAAAAUACUUACUGGAGGCUAGCGUGAGACAGACAAUUUCUUUGAAAUGAAUGAUGAUCGUUCGCCCAUAGUGGAAAAUGAACAACAUUCGCCCACAACAACAAGGCUGGGACCGCAGGACAAUGAAUUGGAUCCCGAGCUUACAGGUUGCGGUGCAUCGGCAUGUUGCAAUCCCUCUAGAGGAUUCCAUAGGUUCCUUGCAUUAAUUUUUAUGUGUCUUUUGGGAUUUGGUUCAUACUUUUGCUAUGAUAACCCGGGAGCCCUGCAAGAGGUCUUCAAGAAAGAUCUCAAUAUUACCAGCACUGAAUUUGCUUUGAUCUAUUCCAUUUACUCGUGGCCAAAUGUUGUACUCUGCUUUGUGGGUGGCUUUUUAAUCGAUCGCGUGUUCGGCAUACGUUUGGGUACCAUCAUCUACUUAUUCAUACUGCUGAUAGGUCAAUUACUUUUUGCCUCUGGUGGUUUGCUUAAUACAUUCUGGAUUAUGAUUGUGGGACGCUUCAUUUUCGGUAUUGGUGCCGAAUCGUUGGCUGUUGCACAAAACAAUUAUGCCGUUCUGUGGUUCAAAGGCAAAGAGCUAAAUAUGGUAUUUGGCUUGCAGUUGUCUGUGGCACGUUUCGGUAGUACUGUUAAUUUUUGGGUUAUGCAGCCCAUUUACAAUUACGUUCAUACGAUCUACCCCAAACAUAGCACUCUUGGCGUAGUACUGCUGCUGGCAGCUGGAACAUGUGUUUUGUCACUUUUGUGUGCCCUUAUUUUGGGUUGGAUGGAUAAGCGUGCCGAACGCAUAUUGCAACGCAACACAAACCCCUCUGGCGAAAUUGCUAAAUUAAGUGAUGUGGUGACAUUUAAGGUAACCUUCUGGAUGGUGUCAGUCAUAUGUGUGGCUUAUUAUGUGGCCAUUUUCCCUUUUAUUGCUUUGGGCAAAGACUUCUUUAUGAAAAGAUUUGGAAUGAAACCCGACGAAGCUAAUAAUGUUAAUUCCAUUGUUUAUCUCAUUUCGGCAAUUGCUUCGCCCUUAUUUGGUUUUCUAAUCGAUUUAACGGGUCGCAAUGUCUCCUGGAUUUGUGCAGCAACAUGCGCAACAAUUGGAGCUCAUUCUCUAUUGGCAUUUACCUUGCUAAAUCCAUAUAUUGGAAUGAUUCUAAUGGGACUUUCGUAUUCCAUGUUGGCAGCAAGUCUAUGGCCUUUGGUUGCACUCAUUAUUCCUGAAUAUCAGUUGGGAACAGCUUAUGGAUUUUGCCAAUCGGUACAAAAUUUGGGCUUGGCUGUUAUAACCAUCUUAGCAGGUUUAAUUGUUGACAAGAGUGGUGGAGAUCACAUGUGGUUGGAGAUCUUCUUCCUGGGAUGGCUGACAAUUGCCCUAAUUUCUACUUGUGUUAUAUUUGCAUAUGAUCGUAAAACCAAGGGAAAUCUAAACAUGAGUCCUGCUCAGCGUGUGGAAUAUGCAAACAAUAUUGCCGCCGCAAAAUUGUUGGGUUCUGGUGAUGGUGCCAACAGAGAUGAAUAUGCGAGCGACCAGGAACCAUUAUUGAGCAAUUAGAGUGUAACUAACCCGAAAAUCAUAGCAUCUCAUCUCAUUUUAAUAGAAACAUAUCAUCAACAAGCUUUAGAUUCGUUUAUAUAUACAUAAUAUUCUUAACGAUAUUUUAUUUUUUAAUGGUUUUAUUUUUUUUAUCAAUCAUUUCACUCCUUCAUCACCAUUUUUAUCUUGUACACAUUUUGUGGCUAUAUUAAGGCCUGUACAAUCUCAGAAGUACUUUUUUAAAUAUUGUUUUUCUCUGUAUAAUUUUUAUUAUUUUUUUUACCAACCAUUCUGUUUAUUUUGUAUUAACUUUAUAAGUAUUUUAAGAUAUAAACAAAUUACGCGAAUAGUAUAGAAUUGUUGUAAUAUUAUAAUUGAAUCAAAAAAGGCAUCAUUUGUUGAGUACAUGCAGUAUAUACAUAUUUAAAAAAAAAAAAUUUAUUGUGGCUUUAAAUGUUGUACUGAGUUAGCAAAGAACAAUGAUUAGAUACAUUAUACAAAAUUUUAUUAAAACUAAAAAUUGUAAAACUAAUCAAGGGGUAAUUAUGAAUACACUUUUUGUCGUACUACAUUGUGAUUUAUUGAAAUAAUAAAAUUUAUAUAUAUAUAUUAUUUGAAACUU
Stomoxys calcitrans (stable fly) is the source of this 2820-nucleotide messenger RNA. Its product is annotated as major facilitator superfamily domain-containing protein 1. Gene Ontology annotation, molecular function: transmembrane transporter activity. The record is from RefSeq and is a predicted model, not a curated record. The coding region runs from base 723 to 2216 and encodes 497 amino acids. The transcript has 8 exons. Gene Ontology annotation, biological process: transmembrane transport. Lineage: Eukaryota; Metazoa; Arthropoda; Insecta; Diptera; Muscidae. Gene Ontology annotation, cellular component: lysosome.